CUGUCAAUCACAUCACGACAAUUUUGUCAAAAUCAAUAUAAGCCGUAGUCUCAAACCUCCUCCCAGCCAUCCACUUGACCACUUCAUCUUCCCAGAAUCCUCAGUCCUCUGAACAUGAGGAUCAUCCUUCAUGAUGAGAGACAUUGUUGACCUACCACACGAUCUCUUCCUCCUCGUCAUCUCUUACCUCUCUCCCAGAACAUGCGUCCUCUCUCGCUCUGUCUCUCGAAGAUGGCACGCCGCCUUCACCGACGAACAUAUUUCGUAUCUCUUGAUGCGAUGGAACUUCCCACAAUGUCGUGAGAUGCGUCUGACGUCAACCACUGCCUUACUACCAUCGGCAUCAACUUCAGACUUUGACAACAUCAACAGCAAUCUCGCCAUCGAGAUAUCAUGUACUUCUCGUAACCUCCCACCAUGGCCCGAGACUUUUGCUCUCGUGGCCAGACGCUAUCAUCAUCUCUGUCAAGGCUCAGCCCGAGUUGUUGAGAAGCUUCAGAUGACUCGGCCAAGCCGUGAAAAUACUGGGCCCUCCCCAUUCUCUUUCAAGGGAGUCGCUCCUUGGAACCGUUUCCUGCGUCUGGAGGAAAAGACGGCCGAGUUUCAUUACCCCGAUCCCGCGUGGUGGUACAGUCAAGAAGACGGAGUGCUGGUCUACCCAGCAGAAGUCCGUGACAGGCCCAAUACUCCAUCAUCAGAUCCAGCCCAUGGAUAUGUUUAUCAAAUCUUCGACCCAGCGACUGGAUCCCAAAUCCCUGUUCCGUUCGAUGUACGCCGUAAACAUAUCCGUCGAGUCCGCCUCGCCCAGGGGGUUCUGAUAUUCGAAUGGGCUGAAGAGCAUCCAUACCACCAGCUCAAUGACAGAGAGGUUGUCCAUCGGCAUUUUGUGACUACUUUCGACGUCGUCCGAACACCGUCUCCAUCUGCCUGGACGUGGACCAUCCAAUUCCGAUCAGAAUGGAAGCUACAUUUCCUUGGUCUUCCCAUAAACCGAUCCGACCGCUUCUUCUCCGCCCACACAGCCACACACUACGCCGUUUACUUCUGGCAACCCAACCGCUCGUUGUACCAGGAUGAUCCCAUCGAACAACUCGCUGUCUGGGACAUUUCCUUGCCAAGUCCAUACCGUCCAUCCGAGGAUCCUACAGGACACAACCGGCCACCAGUCGGUAAUCGGACGACUUCCAUGUCUGCUGGCUUGUGGAACGGAGGGGGGACCCACACGACGACCACAACAACGACAGCGGCCGGAGAAGCAAGAAAGGACGCCAGCCCCGAACCAGAUCGCAUUCCAGCAACCAACGGUCCCCAAGUAAUCCGCCGCAUGGCCUGGCGUGAACUCGACUUCUACGGCGUACGGCAGCGCGCCAACCCACAGCUACGUGAUCUGUCGCUCGACGAUCGGAACCUCUAUUUCAUCGAGGAAGAACACCGCUGGGCCGAGGGCCAACAUUCCUCUCUUAGUCCGCCUCGCGUUCACCAUGUCAAGUGCACGGGUAUUCCUAUUGUGCCUUGCACGCCGGCUGUUCCUAUCCCUUUGUUGUCAUCUGUCAAGAAGGGUGCGGAGCAAGGGGCUAAGCCGUCUCAUGCGCAUUACUACCAGGCUCUUUUCACUUCAACAAACAAUGACGCUGUGUAUGGGCCAGUAUGGGUGGACCAGUGUGGUGCAGAUGGGGAUGUGAAUAUGUCCUUUUGUCAACGGGCACAUCAUUCCACUUCCAUCUCUCCACUCACCUCUUCAGCCUCCCCGUCAUCCUCCUCCUUCUUUUCCACGACACCUCAGGCCCAAGACGGGCAACAACUUCCCCCCUCCCCACCCCUCUCCCCCUCCUCCUCCUCCUCCUCCUCAUCCCGCUCCUUCCACACCCUCCUCUCCGACCAACAAGCCCUCCUGCAUCACCUCCUCCGCUCCCGUCCCCCUUCUCCCUCUUCCCAAUCCUUCAACUUCUCUAUGCCCCCCGACUCCCGCCGCACAUACCAGCAAUCCUUGGAGGAUCUCUUAAAGGCAAGUAACCAGCAACGUUUUCCCGGCCUCGCCCCCUGCUGGCGCCACGAAGAUUUCCCCUACCUGACCGUCGCAGAAAUGGUCGAUUUCGCUGCGGGGGUGAGGAUCACGGCCAGGCAUUGUUUCAUGUUGGAGACUGUUAGUGUUUGUGUGAGGAAUGCUUGUAUUUCUGUGAAGCCUGGUUUGCCUUUGCACACGGAGGUUGGGGGGAAGGAGGAUGAUAAUAACAAUAACAAUAAUAGAAGAAGUGAGAGGAAGAAGGAGAAUAGGAAUAAGGGACAUAAGGCCGGAGGGGAGGGAUCAAAGAGAGGGAGAGGUGAAGAAGUGCAGUUUGCGGAUGAAAUGUGGAGCCAGUUGGUGGGUAGGAGGGGAUAUCUGGCGGGUGAUGAGAGGUGGGUGCUGGGAGAGGAUGAGGAGGGAAGGAUUACUGUUGUCAGGUUUUAGACUAGUAGUUUUUCCACGUUGGGCUGUUGUGGUUAUGGCGCUUGGCUUUUCGUCCUCUUUUUUCACUUUUUUUCUUUCGCAUUGGGCAUCAAUUGAUACACUAAAAGUGACGGUGUUAUGGGUGGAAUACACGGACAAAACAGUUGAUAAGACAGGAUGAAACAGAAUAUACGUAAGGGAGUUCGGUAGAAUACGGUAGAUUUCAAGCAUCGGUACAGGUAGCUUUGGGUGGCUUGUCCUUUGCGACAUAUUCCAAUACAUCACUUACGCCUCUACUGUUUCUCAGAAAGACACACACAAUGCAUGACUGGCCAAG
Neurospora crassa OR74A is the source of this 2765-nucleotide messenger RNA. RefSeq names its product F-box domain-containing protein. The transcript has a single exon. The coding region runs from base 131 to 2449 and encodes 772 amino acids. Gene Ontology annotation, molecular function: protein binding. Lineage: Eukaryota; Fungi; Ascomycota; Sordariomycetes; Sordariales; Sordariaceae. The record is from RefSeq and is a predicted model, not a curated record.